AUGGAAAAUAUAGUUGGGAUUCAUUCUGCUGGUCUUGGGUCCACUGCAAGGAAGAAGAGGAGUAUUGUAUCUCGUCAGCCUUGUUCUGAUCCGCAGAAAUUUCUACAGAAUUAUACUUUGCUGCCAUCCUCUACACAAUUUUUAGGCUGUGGACAGAAUGAGGACCAAGUAGCAUCUGGCUCAGAUGGACCGAGAAGUUAUAAAAGACUGAAGAAGCUUAAGCUCACGUUUGGUGGUGUCACUCAUACAAUACAUGCCAAGCCUGCAAUAAAAUAUGCUUUCAAUGAUGGGGCUUCCCUCUCAAACUCUUAUCAAGGUUUUGAUGCUGCUCGGGCUCGAGAGAAGUUACUUGUUCAGGAUUCUAGUUUCAAAAGGGGCAAUUCUUCUGGAAGAAAGAUGUCUGGUGAAAGUGUUGAUGUGAACAUUCCAUUCCAUUCUGAGGCAGUUCGCAAGAGUAAUCGAGUUCCUAAGAGGCGUGCAAUGGAUGUGGAAUUUGAUGAAGAUGAUGACAUUGAUGAGGAAGUACGUUACCUUGGAAGACUCAGUGCUUCUAAGGAGAGAAAAAAGGGGAUAUCAAUCGUUUCAGAUGGUAGGCAAGAGGAUAGGGAUUAUGAGCAAGAAGAACCUACAUCAGAUGAUGAAAAUGGAUACACAUGCAAGAAGCUGGGAUUUGUUGGAGUAAGGAAUGAAUCAACUACAAAUACACAUAAGCGGGCUCUUCAGACAGGCAAAUAUGAUUUUUUUGUGCCUGGCAGCAGUCUGCUUGAGUUCCCAAAUGGUUUACCUUCACCCCCUCCUAAAAAACAAAAGACUAAGCUUUCUGAAGAAGAGCAGCAAUUAAAGAAAGCUGAGGCUGCACAGAGGCGUAGAAUGCAAUCAGAGAAGGCAGCUAGGGAGGCUGAGGCCGAGGCAAUCAGAAAAAUACGCGGACAGGAUUCUGGAAGAAAGAAGAAGGAAGAAAAGAUGAAGAAAUUACGUGACAAAGUGGUUCAGACAAAGGCUGCCAAGGCUGGUGCGCUUGAACCAAAUACUGUUAGAUGGGUCAUUGGUCCCACUGGAACUACAGUCAUUUUCUCUGAUGACAUUGACUGUAAUUAUCCUCCACCACGUGAAAAAUGUGCGGGUCCAAACUGUACGAAUGCAUACAAGUAUCGUGACUCGAAGUCGAAGCUUCCCCUGUCACUGAAAGAAAUCGAUGAUGGUAUAUUUUGUAACCUUGUGUUGCUGCAAAGACAGCAUGAUCGGUCUCAAUCUGAGAAUGGCUCAGACCCAAAUUCAGUUCCCUGCAGAGUAGCACUCCUUCAGCUCUCAGCAUACGCUCAUACACGUUGCAUCUCUCGCAUUCCUCUGGUAGAAGCAAGAUUGGCUAUGGAUGGAUAA
Messenger RNA from Dovyalis caffra, 1380 nucleotides. The record is from the annotation of a GenBank genome assembly. NCBI's taxonomy places the organism in Eukaryota, Viridiplantae, Streptophyta, Magnoliopsida, Malpighiales, Salicaceae.